CUUAUUAUUUACGAUGAUGUGUUUUCACAUUCUUAAAUGGCCUGUGGUCCCAAUUUGUGUAAUUGGCAUUCAUCCAGGAGAGCAAAAGGCGAGCCGUCACAUCAUCCCAGACAGCCAAUCAGGGGCCAGAGCGCUGCCACGGGGCGGAGCUCGCGCGGAGAAGGCAGCGCAAUUAAACAGAGGGGAGCGCAAUUUAAAUCCAAAACAUCUCAGGACGCGCGCUGAGCGGCGGGACACACACACACACACUCUAGUCUCAGCGGGUGAGUGACGGAGAAGUGUCCGGGGCUGUGAUAUCGGCGUCCGGUCAAGUUGAAGUGGAGCGUCGCAGGAAAGCAGGUCUCCAAAGUGCGCACGGCGCGUCAGCGGAGCCGCGGAACGACGCGCACCGGAGCUCUGUGGCGUUUAUGGGGGUUUUUUUUUGUGGCGAAACUAAAAAAAAAGGAAGAAGAAGACGUGUCGAGUUUUUCUGAUCAUUUUAUCCUCGUGACUUUCUUUCCUGCGUCGCAGCGAUGGGAUGGUUCUGUUUAAUCGGAUUAUCGCUGCUCUAAACUCCGAGAGGCGGUGACAGCCGCGGCUCCACCGGGGGACUGCCGUCCCUCCGCAGCCGCCCGCAGCGCUUCUUCUCCGGUCUCCUCCGAGCUGCAGCGGUCGUUCAUAUGAGCGCAGCGUUCAGCCCGUCCUUCAUGGUGAUGCAGCGGCCACUCGGAAGCACCACCGCCUUCAGCAUCGACUCUCUGAUCGGGGGGCCCCCGCAGCCCAGCCCGGGACACUUCGUCUACACUGGCUACCCGAUGUUCAUGCCGUACCGGUCGGUGGUGCUCCAACCGCCGCCCCCGCCGCCCCCGGCCCUGCAGCAGGCUCUCCCCACCGGCCACCACCCGCACCCGCAGAUCCCCAGCCUGCAGGGCGGCUUCUGCUCCAGCCUGGCGCAGGGCCUGACGCAGGGCAUGGCGCUCACCUCCACGCUCAUGGCGUCGCUGCCCGGCGGCUUCUCCCCGUCCCAGCAGCACCAGGAGGCGGCCAGGAAGUUCGGCUCGCAGGCGCUGCACGCGGUCUUCGACAAAACUCAGGAGCUGCGGCUGGACGCGGAGGACGGGAAGGGCUUCCUGCAGGGGAAAGAGUCCGCGGCGCUGCAGGCUUUCCACGACACGGACACGGCGGUGCAAACAUCCACAGUCAGAGCACACAGUAAAGAAGACUCGAAGGAGGACGAGUGCGGCCGGAAGGAUGAGAGUUUCUCCAUGGACAGUGACUUGGACUACAGCUCUGACGACAACCUCACCUCCAUGUGCCACAAGGAGGACGGGGACGGCGGCGGAGGCUUGGAGGACGGCCCGCACAUGCACGGCUCCGGCGGCGGCGGCGGCUCCGGGGCGGGCGGCGGCGGGGGGAGCGGCGGCGGCGGCGGCAAGAACCGGCGGCGGCGGACGGCGUUCACCAGCGAGCAGCUGCUGGAGCUGGAGAAAGAGUUCCACUGCAAGAAGUACCUGUCGCUAACCGAGCGCUCCCAGAUUGCGCAUGCGCUGAAGCUGAGCGAGGUGCAGGUGAAGAUCUGGUUCCAGAACCGGCGCGCCAAGUGGAAACGGGUCAAAGCCGGGAACGUCAACAACAAAUCCGGGGAGCCGUCCCGGAACCCCAAAAUAGUCGUUCCCAUCCCGGUGCACGUGAGCCGCUUCGCAAUAAGGAGUCAGCACCAGCAGAUGGAGCAGGCCAGACCGUAGAAGAAGAGGAGAGUCCGGAGCCGCCUGUCAUGUGACUGAAUCCCGUGUUGCUUUUUCUGUCCAGUUCUUUAUUUCCACAAGUUUCAGGUUUUUCACUUUCAUUUAAAACAAUAAUCUAACUGAAGAUGAAAUAAAUUCAAUCUGUGGUUUAUUUUACUUCCUUCGCUUUGGCGUGAAAUCAGAUUUUAAGGAGACACGUGGCGCCGGGUGACGUAUUAAAGUUUAUCAUCAAAUGAAGCUGAGAGUCUUACAGACCCGGUUACAAAAACACGAUCAGAUGCGUUCAAAUCUAACAGGAAAGAGCAGAACUGAGAAAUCAUCUCAGUGAAAUCCGAUUUUUUAAAAAGUUAAUAAUAAACAGUAAUUGAUGGUCAUGUUAUUGCAGUGCACUUAAAAAAACAGGGUCUAAAAAAAAUAGAUUUUAAGAAAAAAGAAAUAAAUUCCUUUAUAGUUGUAUUUGUUUUAGGGGUUUCAGACUUAAAGUCAAUUUGUUUUUAAUUCGGAAAAAAGAUAAAACAUCUCAUGAAUCUAAAAAACAAAAUAAAUCAGCAGAUUGCUUUUUAAAGAUGGACGUUUCUGAAAGGUCACGUUAACAAAUCUUUUAAUCCCAUGUUUGAGUCUGACAGUGUAAUUGUGAGGAAACUGUGGAAGUGCGUUUAGAAAAAUUCCACUUUUUCCCAACGGAGUUUGGUUUUAAUCACUGAAAAUGACGUUUGAAUUCCAGAAACCCAUUGAAAUGAAACAGAUUCGUUUUGUCAGAUGAUUUUCAGGCUUCAUCGUUUUCUUCUUUACAGGAAAUUUAAAAAAACAAAACAUACAUUUCAAGCCUCAACACGAGACUCAGUGACUGCUUCAGCUGGACAUUUCUCUGCAGGAGGAACCGCAGUAUUCAAAUCUAAUCUUUUUGGAGCGACACCAAAAACUGUGCGUAAAGACGCGGAGCGGUGACGCGCCGCUGAGGAGGAGGAGGAGGAGGAGGAUGAAGAGACAGACUGGCAGGUUGCUUCGGCGACACGUUGACCAACUCCUCCCCCACAUGUAAACACACACCCGGGACCAAACUGAGGACAUGAAGUGUAGAUGUCACCACGAACGGACGGCGCGUUGUUUUAAAACACUGUUCUUGAUUUCCAAACAUUUGGGUUUUUCUGAACUUCCUGUCUGUGCUACUGAAGAUUUUAAAACCUCUUCCCUCUCUUUGCUUCAUUUCAUCUUAUUAUUUUUUUAUUUUAUUUUAUUUUUCUUCUUUUGGACAAAAUGACGCUGCUAAUUUAUUUAUAUAAAAAGUGUGCAAAAGUAACUAACAUUCCCUGAAGUAUGGAGUAAAAACAAAAAACAAACAAAAAAAAAAAAAGAUGUGAAUUAAAAGACGAAACGUGACCAGAUGUUAA
Messenger RNA from Siniperca chuatsi (mandarin fish), 3115 nucleotides. RefSeq names its product gastrulation brain homeobox 2 (gene gbx2). Gene Ontology annotation, biological process: regulation of nervous system development; regulation of transcription by RNA polymerase II. Bases 660 to 1724 code for a protein of 354 amino acids. The record is from RefSeq and is a predicted model, not a curated record. Gene Ontology annotation, cellular component: nucleus. Lineage: Eukaryota; Metazoa; Chordata; Actinopteri; Centrarchiformes; Sinipercidae. The transcript has 2 exons. Gene Ontology annotation, molecular function: DNA-binding transcription factor activity, RNA polymerase II-specific; RNA polymerase II transcription regulatory region sequence-specific DNA binding.